Molecule: messenger RNA, 1057 nt
Organism: Pipistrellus kuhlii (Kuhl's pipistrelle)
Lineage: Eukaryota; Metazoa; Chordata; Mammalia; Chiroptera; Vespertilionidae
Product: histone H2B type 2-F-like
Exons: 2
Coding region: 64-543 (159 amino acids)
Cellular component (GO): nucleosome
Molecular function (GO): DNA binding; structural constituent of chromatin; protein heterodimerization activity
Source: RefSeq, a predicted model, not a curated record
UCACAACCAAUUCAGUUGCAGUCGCGGUUGGUUCAACUCGUGAGUGGUUCCUCCUCUCCCAAGAUGCCUGAUCCAGCGAAGUCCGCUCCUGCUCCCAAGAAGGGUUCCAAGAAGGCUGUGACGAAGGUGCAGAAGAAGGAUGGGAAGAAGCGCAAGCGCAGCCGCAAGGAGAGCUACUCCGUGUACGUGUACAAAGUGCUGAAACAAGUCCACCCGGACACCGGCAUUUCGUCCAAGGCCAUGGGCAUCAUGAACUCCUUCGUCAACGACAUCUUCGAGCGCAUCGCCGGCGAGGCGUCGCGCCUGGCGCACUACAACAAGCGCUCCACCAUCACGUCCCGGGAGAUCCAGACGGCCGUGCGCCUGCUGCUGCCCGGCGAGCUGGCCAAGCACGCCGUGUCCGAGGGCACCAAGGCUGUCACCAAGUACACCAGCUCCAAGCUUUAUUCUGCCCUUCCAGAAGAAGUGGGCCUCAAAGUCACAGCCAGACUCCAGAUGAUUGCUGUUUCACUGGGGAUCAUGUCAGUGCUUCCUCAAAAUUAAAUUAUCAGAGAAUACAUUUGGGAAGUGUAUUUCUCCAGAAUGUGUAAGCCUAUUGUUUCUAAUGGUUCUUAGAGAUUUUAUACCUCCGCUAACUCAUGUAACAUGUUUGGGGAUCUCUUCUUUUAACAUAUGCUUCCUCUUCACAAUUUAUUUCCUAUCCUAAGGAUGAAGGAGUAAUAUGUGCUUAUUGUAAUAUGGAGGUGAAAGGGGAAGACAUGACGAUGAGCUUCUUACCCUUUGGGGUUUUGACCCCAUAUUUAGAAACAAAGCAAGGAGUGGUGAAUAAUGAAAGGGCAGCACUUUAUCGGCUCCCAUUUUACUGUUAAUGUGCAUUAGCAAAGUCUGCACCUAAAAGUCACACAUUUUUAACUUUUUUGUUGAUUUUUGUUUUUUGCAGCUUGUCAAAGCUUAAUAUACAGUUCUCUUAAGGUCUUCUCUUAGAAAUCCCAUCAGGAGCAAAGAACCCAAUGGGCCCGGACUCUUGCAGAAGCUCCGGUGGUCAUACAAUGAGUUU